This is a messenger RNA of Tinamus guttatus (white-throated tinamou), 1994 nucleotides long. The record is from RefSeq and is a predicted model, not a curated record. NCBI's taxonomy places the organism in Eukaryota, Metazoa, Chordata, Aves, Tinamiformes, Tinamidae.
AUGGCGCAAGGAGCAGGAAAUGAAGAUCUCAGUCUGGUGGAAGCAGAUCAGGAAGUCUUGCCCAAUAUUCUGCCAUCUAAAGUUACAGAAGUUGAAGGCUAUAUUCGGAUGUAUGAAGAGAUGCACAGGUUGAAAGGAAAGGAGGAGCUAAGGCAACGUCAGGAGCAGCAAGAGCAGAUGGUGAGGGCAGUGUACGACCUGGCAAGCGAACAGCUGAAGCGCUUCGAUGAACUGAAGGAGCUAAAGCAACAUCAGGAAUUUCAAGAUUUGCGGGAAGUAAUGGAGAAGAGCUCCAAGGAAGCCCAGGGACAGCAAGAGAAGUUGAAAGAAGAACAUCGACACAGAGCAAAGGUAUUAAACCUAAAGCUGCGCGAGGCAGAGCAGCAGAGGCAGCGUCAGGAGGAGCUGGAGCGUCUGCGCAAGGAGGAAGGCCAGGAGAGGUUGCGUCGCCUUUAUUCCAUCCAGGAGGAGGUGCUGCAGCUUAACCAGCGGAUUGAUCCCAAUUAUAGACACAAGGACCUGCCGAGGAUCGAUUUUUCUGUGUACAGUAAUCGUGGCAACCAGAUCUGUGGGCUGGUGUCAGGACUCAUCCGCACCACUAGUGAGAGAGGCUUCCCUACUCAAGCAGAUGUGGCCAAUACUGAACGAGCACUGCAGGAAAUGCGAGGGUUGAUAUCUAGCAUGCAGCAAGAAAUUGCUGCAGCUGUGGAAGAAAAAAAGAGGAAAGAUGAAGAGGAGCAGAGAGAGAAGCAGAAAGAGUUGCUGAAAAAAGAGCAGGUGACGGCUCAGGCUCCUGCCCCUGCACAGCAAUCAGGGGAAAAGCAACAGAAGGAAGGACUUCAAGUUAAAGCAGAAGAAAGUACCAUGCAGUGGUACCAGCAGCUUCAGGAUGCUGCUGACCAGUGCAUUGCUUCCUUCAGCGCAAUCAGCAACUGCAAGGACAACAAUGAGGUGAAGAAGAUUAAAAUGGAUUUGCAGAAAGCAGCUACGAUCCCUGUGAGCCAGAUCUCUAGUAUAGCAGGCUCUCAACUGAGAGAGAUAUUUGACAAGAUCAAUAACCUGCUCUCUGGAAAGUCUGUUCAGAGUGGAGGGCGAACUGUAUCAGUGACUCAGCAUCCACAGGGUCUGGAUUUUGUUCAUUACAAACUUGCAGAGAAAUUUGUGAAUCAAGGAGAAGAAGAAGUAGCUUCUCACCAUGAGGCAGCUUUCCCCAUUGCUGUGGUGGCUUCAGGAAUUUGGGAAAUUCACCCUCGAGUUGGAGACCUCAUUUUAGCCCAUCUACACAAAAAGUGCCCCUACUCUGUGCCAUUUUAUCCUGCAUUAAAAGAUGGGACUUCUUUGGAAGAUUAUCAGAGGAUGCUUGGAUAUCAAGUUAAGGAUUCCAAGAUAGAACAGCAAGAUAACUUCCUUAAACGGAUGUCAGGAAUGAUUCGUCUAUAUGCUGCUAUCAUUCAACUGCGGUGGCCUUAUGGAAACAGACAAGGGACCCAUCCUCAUGGUUUGAACCAUGGAUGGCGGUGGCUUGCUCAGAUGUUGAACAUGGAGCCUCUGGCAGAUGUGACAGCUACGCUUCUCUUUGAUUUUCUAGAGGUGUGUGGCAAUGCCCUCAUGAAACAGUAUCAGGUCCAGUUUUGGAAAAUGAUGUUGCUUAUCCGAGAAGACUAUUUCCCAAGGAUUGAAGCAAUUACCAGCUCUGGACAAAUGGGCUCUUUAAUGCGUUUCAAGCAGUUCUUGGAGAAAUGUCUUCAGCAGAAGGAAAUUCCGUUACCAAAGGGCUCUCUGCAACCUUCCUUUUGGAGGUCAUAAAUCAGUUCAUGUUUCUUCUUCCCGGGAUGUCGGCGCUUUCAGACCCGGCUUCCUGUUUAUAUGGAGGGACAAGAUAAAAUUAUGUUUAUUUAGAGGGAAGGUGAGAGGGUAUUCGAUCAGUGUGUUAACAUUUAUUUCCUCAAGUUUUAAUGUUGGGCAGAACAUCAGUAACUUUUAAAUUUGUGGAA